Messenger RNA from Linum tenue, 1985 nucleotides. The record is from the annotation of a GenBank genome assembly. NCBI's taxonomy places the organism in Eukaryota, Viridiplantae, Streptophyta, Magnoliopsida, Malpighiales, Linaceae.
GCAGUCUGUCUCUUUUCCCUAAACCCUCUCGAGAACAAGCAAGUCACAUACGACCAUGGCGAUAAAGGAUAUUUGACAUGUGGAGCUCAGUGCUCAGACAUGGUAAUUUUUUGGAACCGGGAAGUGAACGUUCUGGUUGCGGGAUACGAAACGGGGAUAAUAAUGUCAAUGUAGUAUUUCAAGACCGCCAUUGAGGGGCAAAAAGAGCAGAGAAGAGAAGAUCCCACUCCCUCUUUCCCUCGCUCUCUCCCUCCGUUUGUUGUUUUUCUUCGCCGUCAGAGAAUAGGUACGGCCGGGCAAUGGAGGGCGCCGCCGGGCAUCGAGACAGUCCACCGUCGUCGCUUACAAUCCCUCUCAUUCUCUCCUCCGAAAACGACACUGAUAAGAAGCCCGAGCAUUUCGACGCCAAGGGUUACAGCAACGCCAAUCACCUCCACCACCACCAAAUACUACUCCACCACCACCACUACUCCGCCACUGAUGGCGGCGGCGGCGAGGGCACCACCACAUUCUUCAACACCUGCUUCAAUGGCCUCAACGCGUUGUCAGGUGUUGGGAUACUUUCAACCCCAUACGCUCUAGCAUCGGGAGGAUGGUUGAGCUUGAUCUUCCUAAUGGUAAUCGCCGGUGCAACCUUCUACGCAGGUUUGCUAAUCAAAAGAUGCAUGGAGGAAGAUUCCAGCAUCAGAACUUAUCCCGACAUAGGAGACCGUGCAUUUGGCAGGAAAGGACGGCUCGUGGUAUCGGUCUUCAUGAAUGUAGAGCUUUACUUGGUUGCAACAGGAUUCCUGAUACUCGAAGGGGAUAACUUGGUGAACUUGUUUCCAGACAUGGCAAUAGAAAUUGCAGGGUUCCACCUAGGGGGCAGGCAAAGCUUCGUCAUACUUGUUGCACUCAUCAUUUUGCCUUCAGUUUGGCUCGACAACCUGAGCUUGCUCUCCUACGUCUCUGCGAGUGGAGUUUUGGCUUCUGCCAUCAUCCUUGCUUCGAUUUUCUGGACAGGAGCGUUCGAGGGAGUUGGGUUUCGUCAUACUGGUACGCCAUUGAACUUGGGUGGAAUCCCAACUGCGGUUAGCUUGUAUGCCUUCUGUUAUUGUGCGCAUCCCGUCUUCCCAACUCUCUACACAUCCAUGAAGAAUAAGCAACAGUUCUCCAAUGUCCUACUAUUGUGUUUCAUCCUCUGCACAUUCUGCUACGCGUCGAUGGCUGUUCUCGGGUACAUGAUGUUUGGACCGCAUGUCCAAUCCCAGAUAACAUUAGACCUUCCAACGAACAAGUUCAGCGCGAAGCUAGCAAUCUACACUACUUUGGUCAACCCAGUUGCCAAGUACGCUCUCAUGGUCACCCCCAUUGUGAACGUAGCCAAAAAGAGGUUCCGUGCUUACUGCAACAAGAGGCCAUUCAGCAUGUUCAUCAGCACUGCAUUCGUCAUCAGCACAGUAAUUGUAGCUCUAGCACUGCCUUUCUUCGGUGAACUCAUGUCGCUGGUCGGAGCGUUCUUGAGCGUCACUGCGUCCAUCAUACUUCCCUGUGGAUGUUACUUGAAGAUCUCCGGCAGCUACAGGAGGUUUUCGCUCGAAACGGUGCUUCUCUGGGGGAUAGUGGUGUUAGGUGUCAUCAUUGUUGUGUUUGGGACGUACAUCUCUCUGGUGCAGAUAUUGCACCAGCUGUUAUAACUGGAGGGAGGGGAAGAAACCAUGAAGCCAAAGAUCUAACAUGGAGAAAGAUUUCCAAAGGUAAAAACUGUAUGUAAAUUCUUAAGUUUACAGCCGAUGAUGAUGAAAAGAUUCUUGCUUUGCGAGGCUUGUGAGCCAGAGGUGGGGGGAGAGAAGGCAGUGUUUGGAGCUGGACUUUUGUAGGUUUUUUGGGGUUGGACUUGAAAGAGUCUCGACUUUAGUUUAGCUUUUGCAAGUCCCCACUGAAAGUUAAUGCAGAUCAGCUGUUUUCAGGCUCGCCGAUGACAUACAAAAGCUUUCCGAUUUGCU